Messenger RNA from Lineus longissimus, 7765 nucleotides. Its product is annotated as CDC42 small effector protein 2-like. The transcript has 6 exons. The record is from RefSeq and is a predicted model, not a curated record. Lineage: Eukaryota; Metazoa; Nemertea; Pilidiophora; Heteronemertea; Lineidae. Gene Ontology annotation, cellular component: plasma membrane. Gene Ontology annotation, molecular function: small GTPase binding. Gene Ontology annotation, biological process: regulation of Rho protein signal transduction. The coding region runs from base 273 to 542 and encodes 89 amino acids.
UUCAGUUCGACUCGAUAUUGACAACAUUGACUGUGUGGUGUAGUUGUUGUCUAAUAUUUUCACAGAUUCGGCUGGAUUUAGAAAUCUGAUUUCAAGGACAACUUUACCAAGACAGAGACCAAUAGUUUAUUUAUUUGUGGUGCCUAUGUGUCCUGCAACCUGCAGAGAGUCACAUCGCCGAGGAUAUUCCUACACCCUUGGGGGUGUACGACAGGAAACAGGGUAUCAUCUGUGGAUUUGAAUCCACGCUACACGUCCAGUAGUGUCUGAUUAUGAUGUCAGAAGUCAUGGUGUGUUUUACAUGUUGUAUAACCGAGCAGCCCCAGCCAGCGAAGCGACGACGUCCGAAUAUUGAUCGGAGCAUGAUAGGAUUACCGACAGAUUUCCGACACACAGGCCACAUAGGAUCCGGGGAGAUGUCCAAUGGAACUCAGCUCAAUUCUAUACAGAAACAGAUGUCGUCUAAAGGUGGCUACGAGUAUGUGUCACCGGUACAAGUGGAUCUAAAGGUAGUUGAAGUACAGAAUCAACGCGAAUCAUGAGACAGAUUGUCUUUUCCCUCGUUGAUCUUUCACACUUCAUCUCAUUGGACUUGUGGUGCCACCUAGUGGCAAUGAGAGGAAACAUUAAGUGAUGAUGGAUCAAUAUUCGAAGCAUUCCUUUAUAACGUGACGGAUGGAACGAGACAGGAAUAAAAAUGCAAUUUUGUAAAUAAUUUCAAAGAUGCUGGUGAGACAAGUUCCACCUGUGUACAGGAUGUAAUCAUUUUGUUGAAGAACCAGAUGUGAUGAGAAUUUCUUGGAAUCUGGAAUGAUAAGACCGUACCUAUUCAGAGCCACAUGGUGUCACCUUAAACAGUUUUUCGAAACCAGUCGCAGUUCAUGUUCAGACGUAAUAUCAACCUGAGUGCAGGUUACUCUACGUCGACUUGACAAAAACACAAUGAAAGAAUAUUAGGCUGUCGGAGUGGUGCAGUGGUAGCGUCAGUGCCUGUCACCUCUGAAGUCCCGAGUUCGAUUCCUAGUCGGUUCUGGCACACUCGUGUGAUAGAGAGGGCGAUUCCUUCGACAGCGUAGAUUUCCUCUGGGGUCUCCGGUUUCCUUCUACUUGCAUUACAAUCGCCCAAUAUUGUCUGAAGAGCUAAUAAUGUCUAUCUCAAAGCUUAGUCAGUACAUUUAAACUUCUCUAAUGUCGUCCAUCUUAUUCCGUGGCUUAUGGGUCUGAGUUCUCCAUGAUAUAAUUAGAGAGGAAAUGGCCAGUGUGUGUGACGCUCGGGAAAGGCCAUCACACGCGUUAUAGAUAGUGCAGAUGGAAUAAUUUCACCAAAACAGCACCAGACGUCAUGAUUUUGUUUUCCUGCAAUGUACAGCACUGGUACGAUUCCUGCAAUGUACAGCACUGUAAUAUUCAAGAGGACAUUAGGGCAAAUCUGCGCUCGAGAAACUUUCAGCGAUGAAUUAUCAUCUCGAUAUCCUUCCCGCUUAGUUCGGUUUGUAAUCCUGAUUUCCUCGAUAGCUGGCGGCAGCCUGCUGCUGUUAUCUAACGUCAUCUAUCUUUGGUCUUGGAGUGAGAGACCUUGCUACCGGCUGUCCUGGCACUGUCAAGAUGAUAUGUUAUCUACCUGAAUCAAUAGAUCACAUGUUGUCAAGAAUUACCCGAUCCAAGAAUUAUUUUCUAACAGAAUAUGUAGGAAUGUGUAGGAUCUCAGUCGGUUUAAGUUUUAGCCCUCUUGCGCAGAUUUGCAGUAAUGGACACUCAACUUUGUAUAAAGUCACUCGAAUUAUUUUGUAAUGUACAAAGUUAUAUGGGCAGAAACCUAAAUUGUAAAUGUGUCUCUCCGCAAUUUUUGCAGUGGAAAAUGUUUUUGUGGGGCAGAUAGGUUCCUGAUUUUAUCACAUGCCAAGACGCCAUCGAGGUUUAGCGCAAACCUGUCUCAAAAUCGCAUGUGAUACCAAUGGUGGCAGUUAAUUCAUGAUCUAUCAGCUGAACUUUAUUACAAAUGAUUUUAGAAGCAGCAAAACAACUAUAUUCGAACUUUGUCAAGCGUUAAAUCCAAUAUGCUUCUGGAUCACAUGUUUGCAUCACAUGGGUGCAAAUGAAAUCUGUGAUGUACAACCUCUCUGAUAUGUCGUGGUCGUUGUUUCGUCGAGCUCAAUUGACGUCAUUCAUUGACCUACUAUUAUAACGACAUUGCAUCAUUACUUCGGGUCAUCACGACGCAAUUUCAUCUCGGACUCUGGAAUGAAAUUUGCAUGGAUUCCAGUUGAAAAAACCUUAAACUACUCAUGAAUAAUGGUAUGUGAUAUCAAACAGAAAACAGUACUCGUCUGUUUUUGAGUGAAUAUAUCACAUGAGUGGUUGUCUGGGCCAAGACAACUACAUAUGUGAUAUUUCCACUCAGAAAUGGCCUUGAGUGGUUUUCUUGAUGUCUUGAUCACUUGAUAAUGUUUGGCCGUGCUUGUGACUGUGGUAUCGACAUGUUUGUCUCUUCAGACACUUCACAGACAAAACUUUCCAUCUUCGAAUAAUUGAUAGGCCCAUGGAUGGAAUGAUUAUCACAAACUAGGUUUAACACUCAGAUCCCAUCAUAGAAUCUAUGAUGGGUCAUUAUAGAUUCUAUAGAUUCUAUAAUGGCCCAUCAUAGAUUCUAAAUAUUCUAUAAUGGUCCAUCAUAGAUUCUAAAGAUUCUAUAAUGGUCCAUCAUAGAUUCUAUAAUGGCCCAUCAUAGAUUCUAUAAUGGCCCAUCAUAGAUUCAUAGCUUCUAAAUAUACUAUAAUGGCACAUCAUAGAUUCAUAGAUUCUAAAUAUUCUAUAAUGGCCCAUCACCGAUUCUAUAUAUAUAAUCUAUAAUGGUCCAUCAUAGAUUCUAUAAUGGCCCAUCAUAGAUUCAUAGAUUCUAAAUAUUCUAUAAUUGCCCAUCACAGAUUCUAUAGAUUCUAUAAUGGUCCAUCAUAGAUUCUAUAAUGGCUCAUCAUAGAUUUAUAGAUUCUAAAGAUUCUAUAAUGGCCCAUCAUAGAUUCUAUGAUAUCAUAGCUCCAAUGAUGGCCCAUGGUAGAUCCAUGGUAGAUCCAAUGACAGUGGGUCCCAUAUAAAUGCACACGAACAGCAGAGUACAAAACCCAUUUGAGUAACAGUCUUCAGAUUUCUGAAAAAUAAGAAUAAUUCACCUAUUCUAAGAGCGAUUCUUCUAUCACCCAUCAGAAAUUCUGAUAGAAUCAAUGAUAGGCCCGUGGUAGAAACAACCAUGUGUUAUCCAUUGAUCUAUGGUGUAUUUCUCCAUUAUAGAUCCACAUGCGUCAUAGUAGAAUAUAAAAUCCAUGGAUGGAGUCUUUCACCUUUGUUGACCACCACUUGAUGUACAGGCAACAUUGAUAGAUGCAGUCCAACAUGGUCCAAUAUCACAGCUGUGUAAUUUGUAAAGAACGUAUACAUUAUUUUCUACAACAUAUUUCUAACCUAAUUAUAUUUGGCCAUAAUGAAACAGUCGCUUAAAAAUUAUUGGAUGCAAAAUUUACCGCCUUUCUUUUGAAAAUCAAGUAUUUUUGUUCUAAAUUCGAUGUUGUUCAAUUUUGAUGGGAUUGAAAUCAGAAAUCCUCAGGCCAUAGAUUGGAAAAUGACAGAAGGUGCUCUCAAGUUUGUUGUUUGUUUUCUUAUAGUUGAGUGGGAAGAAAUGAUAAGAAAUCUGAUGUCACAUGAUGGGUUGAUCAAACUAAUCAAAAGUGAGUUAUGAACAAAAAUAUACCACAUAAGCUUAUCAGGCCCCUUGUGGUUGAUCAGUGCUGAAUGGGUUGGACGUAAUGAUGGCUUUUAUUAGCAUUUCGGGCACAGGGAAUAUAUUGGCUUCUCAUGUGUGCAUUUGUAGAUCUUCUCCUCCUGUGUUUUACGAAAUGGAAUUUAUUUGCGAGUUUUCACGUAUAUUUUGCAUCAAAUAAUUUGUGACCUUUCGAUCAUGUCUUCCAAUGCUUGCAUAUAUCGAGGCCUUCCCUUUGCUGCAGCAGUCUGAUAGUCCUAUCACUAUUUAUUGUACUAAAUGAUUUAUCAUAUUCUUGCAGCUUGGGACGGAUAAGUUUGGGUGCAUUUUAAUUUGCACAAAACUGUAUGCUUUGAACUUCAGUGUUUUCAUACAUGUACAGUAAUUUCAUAAUAAAACAUAGCACCUUUUCAAAGUCUUCAGCUAGACACUACAUAACCAAACAUGCCGGUGGGAUCUAAAAGCCACAGUGCUUUGAGGAUUUCAGACUUUUUCCUCUCACGAAAGGCUAAUUUUUAUAGCUGGAAUGAACUGACAUCCAUCUCAACUCUCGGUAGAUCUUCGAAUUCUCAAGAUUGGACAAAAAAUAAGCAUUUUAGUGCUGACCAAAGAAUGAGGUUUUUACGAAUAAAAAGUGUCAGACUUUUUGCCUGACCUUAUUGACAUCCCUGGUUCACAAACAGCACCUGGAAAUCACUUUGCUAGACUGGCAAGAACACUGCUGAGAUACAUCAUAUUUUGUAAAUUUUCUGAAGAUUUUGAUCAAAGUUGUUCUUUGAAGAGAAAGCAUUUGAUAACUUGUAAACUUGUGUAUGACGUGAUAUAUUUUCAAAUGUAUUGCCAUGUAUUGACCAUUCAGUGCUGGUUUCAACUGGUGUUGGCCUUUAUGUCCAGAGCCUAAAAUUUCAUGUGUAAGUCAUACACUUUUGGUAUUUUAUUUAGGAUCAACCUUAGGAUCACAUCAAUUAAACUACUAAGAGGUCUUAUAUUUUUCAUUUUGAUUUAUUAACAGGUGAAACAUGGAUUAGGGCCCAUGAAAAGGAAAAUUGAACUUCUAAACCCCCCCCCCCCCUUCACUGUGCAGUGAAAGCAUUUUGAAAAAGGCCCAGGCCAUGCGUUCAAACGUUGAAAUUUUGAUUCGAAUUCAGUCAUUAGUAAAAAAAAAAAUUUAUUUUGUUUCAUUGGCUCACCAAGAGUAAAAAUCUUUAUCACUUCAAAUUAGGACAAGUGACUUAAUACCCCAUGUUCUUUUAACUACUUUUCAAGGUCACUUUAGGCGUAACCUUGAAAAUAAGUAGGGAAAAGAGCCUGGCAUAUAACACGGUCAACUGGCAUAAAUUUUAGAGUGUAACUGGGGCAUGUUUCUUAACCACCAGGGCUUUUUUACCAAAAUUUGUUGUAAUGACAGUCAGUGUUUAUUAUGACAGCUUACAUGUAGGGUAAUGUGCCUAGAUAAUUUUCGUUUUUCGCAACAUAACCUACAUGUAGUGUCUGACCUCCUGGUAGCCAUCUUUGAAAUUUGUUUUUGCCUUUUCGAAGCAACAUUAUAUCAUCUGGUGGCCUUGGAAGAAUGUCAAGCUUUUAGGAGUUAAAUAUCUCAAGGAUUAUUCCAGACAUAGCAAUGGAAUAUAUACCCUGAAUUUACACUGAAGUUCAGUCAAAUCUGAUUCGUCACUUGGCCGCCAGGGGGCCAGAAUCUGAAAACCUCAAUUAAAGCAACAUUGUACGUCUCAAAAUAAAUGUAACUUAGUCGGUGGUCAGCUAUAAUGGGUUGGUUAACCUGAAUUCUCCAAAAAAUUAAAAAAGUAUACAAAUGUAUGUCACACCACUGGGCCCUGGAUUACAUGCAGCAGAGAAAUUUUGUUGGGACCUUUUGUAAAUAGGCUGUGGGAAGUGGAGGGGGGGGUGGAUUAGAGAAAACACUUGUGAGCAUGCUCAGUGUGAGCACAGGCUACACUGAUACCUGAUGAGAGAAAUACAUUACCUCAUUCCUGAAUAUGUUAUUGUUACCAGUUCCUCUUGAUAUAUAUUUUUAUAGUUCGAAAAUGAAGAAAUAACAUAUUAAUGCUGGGAAAGACAUUUGAAAUAUGAAUUUUUUUUCAUGGUGGCCAGUGAGAUUCUCCUGAUCUAAAGGUUGAAAACACCACUUUUGUUCAGUUAGCAAUCAUGCAAAGAAUUUCAUCGCAAAACGAGAGGUUCUUGCCAUUUUGGCAUCAAAGUUUUGAAUUUAACUGAAAAUGCAUUGGAAAAUUUGGUACAUUUUCGAUUAUAAAGUUUUACUGUUGACUUGAAUGUCCUGAAAUUUGGAGGCAGAUCAGUCAUUAUAUCAGGAAUGCCGAAAUUUUGGAUAUGACGCAUAUCGCAUUUUGCAAUGAAAAUCUUCAUUUAAAGGAUCAGUGUAUAAGUGGAAAGUGGUUUUACCUUAUAGUGUAUGGAUCAAAUGAGCAGAAAGGGUGCUUUAACCUUUACACCCCCAUUUCCCUGUAUGGACUCUUCCAGUUAAUGCAUUAGAACAGUCCAUAUCGGAAAGUGGGGGUGUAAAGCUAAAUUGACUUUUGACGGAGAGUGUAAUCAUGUCGUUGAAUGCGUAUUUAUUCUGGAAUAUUUGUUAGAACCUGUUGGAGGACAUUUGUUAUCAGACGUGAAGAUUUAGGGGACGGAAUGAUGGUCUUUUAGUAAACCCUGGCUGCAUUAUAUAGCACUGUUUAUACUGUAUAAUGCACUGUGCCUCAUUUUGGCAGCAGCAGUUUAGUUGGGCAACCAUAACUGAUGGAAGCAGUCAGGAUCGUAUUUUGGUUUAUUUGAGGGGUUUCUGAAACUUCACUGUCGGUAUAGGUUGCCUCUUAAAGCACCUCCCAGGUGGAGUGGCCAUUCUGCCUUUAAACCUCCACAAAUCACCUCUAUUUUGACCUUCAUUUUUAGCUCUACCCUCACAGUCACAGUGUUGAGGACACAACCGUUUCACACCUUGACCUAAUUUACAAAGUCACAGAGGUGAACAUUCUCUGUAACCAUAACAGUUACCAUAUUCCUGUCACUGAUGACAACAGAGCACAUGGCGCCUGGCCAUUUCAUUUUUGCCGAGGUCUUUUUUAAAGUGCUUUACAAAAAACUGUUGAAAAUGGAUUUCGAACCAAAAUGUUUACUUUCGUGAGACUGCAGGUAAACGUGGCUUUUUUGCGUGCGGUUAUUUGUCUUAAAAGAUGUGGAGUAUGUAGUUUUCGAUUGCCUUUUAAAAUCCAGCCAUGAAUGAAGCCUACCUCUUUGAGGUCUCGAAAAAGGCCUACAUUUUGCCAGGGAGAACUUAUUCUUAGUUUUAAAAAAAAGUAUGACUAUCUGUGAGGGAUGAGAGUGGUAUUGUAUAUAGGUGAGAUGUUUUGAACACGCAAAUGUCAUGCUUGAAUAUAUGGUCUCAUGUAUCGUUCCUUAGGUUGUCCCUUCUAAAAGUGUGCCUUGUUGCAACCCUGUGAAAGAAAAGGAGAGUUGCCCUGUUGGGGUCAGUAUGCACAUCCAUGUCCAUGGAAAUAUUUUUAAAAACCUGUCGGCGGGCAGGCGCCUGAAGCGAGCAGCUUUAAUCCACACCCCUUUUAGCGGAUUGAGAGGUAUAAUCUGCCCAGCGACAAUGUUGCAAUUACAAUUUGGAAGUCGACCAAGUAAUUUUUGUUUCAAAAUCUGGGUUGUCUGCUUUUCAUUGUCACCUGUGUUGGUGUUUUUAGUAAAGAUAAACGCCAUAGAUGGUUGGUUUAAAAAUGCCAUGAACUUGAGCAGCACAGGCACAGAGGCCCGUUGCUUGGAUAGAAAUAACCCUCCUUUGCCGGCUUUUUCCAGGUCACGGAUGUGCAUGUCCCUUUCUAUGACAGUAACUCACCCAGGCAGGAGUUCUCGCAGUCUAGGGCAACUCCGAUGAAUGAUACUUCUGUGAGAAUGUUAUAUUGCACCUUAUUUAAUAAUUGUACAUAGAUGUAAUAAUAUCACGGUAUGAGAUAUAAAAGAAGCAUGACUGUAACAUUUAUA